GGAGGGCGGGGAGGGUUUGGCGCCUGGGCUGCGGCGCCCGCCCCCCCGCGGCGCUGAUUGGUCACCCGGGGGUGGGAGCGGGGGGAAGGAUGGCGUCGGUCACUCCGCCCGCAGCAUUUUCCUCAUGCGCAGAGUGAUCCCUAAUCCCGCCCUCGAACCCCAGAAGGGAUAGUGCUGCCGCCCAGCGCCGCUCCGGUUGCUGGGCUGCUGGGCUGUGACGGGGAGCGGGCGCUGUGAGCGUCUCCAUCCUCUCCAAGAGGCGGAGACCCACGAGACACGACACCACCUGCAGAUGUCUGCAGGGAGCAAAGAUUCUAGCCCUGGGAGAUAUAUUGUGGGACCUGAAACCGUGGACUGCGCCUCCAGCACUGCCCGGGAUGCAAGAAGCUCCAUGGACUGUGAGAACGAUGGUCAUCUGUGGCUCCAAGCCUGCCCGGAGAACAGCUUCCCCGGCAGCUGGGACAGUGAGGGCAGCUCUGGGGACUGCAGCUCACCUGUGGUGAUGCCUUCAGCAUCCCAGAGCCCAGGCAUUUCCUCGGCAGGAAUCAUUAACUCUGCUUCACCAGUGUUAUUUGUAAGGCCUGCUUGUGAGGAGCAUACUCAUCUCCUGGCCAAGGGCUUUGGCCCGGCAAGUGCCUGUACUGAUCAGGGCCAGCCACCUCUGGAGCAGCCUGACUGCAUUUUUUCACCACAGCACUUAGUCUUGCUUUCCUCUGGACCGUCUCGCAGUUUGCUUAUAGAACACCAAGGACACCGACUGCUUUCCCUGGUAUCUGCUUUCCGAGUGUGGAGGAGAAUGGAACAGCCUGAGUUACAGCCAGCCAGGCUGAUGGUGGAGAAAGUAGUCAGGAAAAUAGCAGAAAGGUGUAGAGCUGAAACAGACCUUGGGCUAGAGGUCUUCUGCCUUAUAGUGGAUGAGAAGAAUUUCCUCAAGACAGCUACUUCUAUGAAGUGAAAUAUGCUGCUAUUUCAAGCCUGUUUUGAUGCUUGGGCUCUUGAGCCUCUUGGAUGUUGAUUGUUAGAGCAAUGUUUUCACCUUAGGACAAAACCUUGUUGCUUCAGCUCCAUAAAGAGAAUCUUAGUGAUAUAACCAGAAUUGGACUUCAUGGAGGCAGCAUAACCCAGCAAUGCCAGGAAAGAAAUGCCCAGUCAGAACAUGUGUAUUCACACAUCAGUUGCUGGACUUGCUCUUUGAUCUGAAGCUAUCAUGGUUUGUGACUUAAACCUGCAAGACUGAAAAACCCCUUCCUAGAGUUCUUAAACAGAUGUAUGGUGUGUUUUAUAUUCCAGGACACAAAUGAUUUGUUUACUUAAGAAUACA
Molecule: messenger RNA, 1321 nt
Organism: Chiroxiphia lanceolata (lance-tailed manakin)
Lineage: Eukaryota; Metazoa; Chordata; Aves; Passeriformes; Pipridae
Exons: 3
Coding region: 293-955 (220 amino acids)
Source: RefSeq, a predicted model, not a curated record